Molecule: messenger RNA, 2806 nt
Organism: Triplophysa rosa
Lineage: Eukaryota; Metazoa; Chordata; Actinopteri; Cypriniformes; Nemacheilidae
Product: gastrula zinc finger protein XlCGF8.2DB-like
Exons: 3
Coding region: 331-1212 (293 amino acids)
Biological process (GO): regulation of transcription by RNA polymerase II
Cellular component (GO): PcG protein complex; transcription regulator complex
Molecular function (GO): DNA-binding transcription factor activity, RNA polymerase II-specific; RNA polymerase II cis-regulatory region sequence-specific DNA binding
Source: RefSeq, a predicted model, not a curated record
CAGAUAAAAUGUCAUUAGAGCUAAUAUUAGUUAUCAAAAAGAAAGAAUGAAGAAUGAUAAUAAGCUAUAUGAGCGUAAUAAGAAUAUAAGGAUUAGAUUUAUUUUAUUUUAUUUUUUUAGUUAUUUAUUAGUUUUUUUUCUCAUUGUCACGCCACACCCCAGCCCGCCAGUAGGUGGCGGAAAUGGACCUGUUGUUUGUUUGCAAACCGCCAUAAAACCCUAAAAGAAGAAGAAGAAGCUGCGCACCAGAAAGAAGAAAGAGAACAGUUUGAUAUCAAGAUCUUUAAACACAAAGGUCUGUUUCUCCAAGCCACACUUGAAAAGCAAGUUAUGUGUGACGCAGAAUUCAUUAAAGAGGAGAGUGAAGACAUGAGUGUUACAGACACCAGCACAAUGAGAAAUGAAGACGCUGCGGAACAAAGAGACCUAAUGGAACUGGAAGAAACAAUGGCAUCUGUAUGUCCUCAUUGUGGAAAGAGAUUGGGAAGUAAAGAGCAGCUUUUGAAGCACAUAAGAAUCCACACUGAAGAAAAUCCGUUCACCUGCCCUCAGUGUGGAAAGAGUUUCAAAUACAAACAUCAUCUAGAGGACCACAUAAGAAUUCACACUGGAGAAAAGCCGUAUGCAUGUGUUCAGUGUGGAAAGAGUUUCACUCAAAAAAAUGUUCUUAAGAACCACAUGAGAAUUCACACUGGAGAAAAACCAUAUGCAUGUUUACAGUGUGGAAAGAGUUUCACUCAAAAAAAUGUUCUUAAGAACCACAUGAGAAUUCACACUGGAGAAAAACCAUAUGCAUGUGUUCAGUGUGGAAAGAGUUUCACUCAAAAAAAUGUUCUUAAGAACCACAUGAGAAUUCACACUGGAGAAAAACCAUAUGCAUGUUUACAGUGUGGAAAGAGUUUCACUCAAAAAAAUGUUCUUAAGAACCACAUGAGAAUUCACACUGGAGAAAAACCAUAUGCAUGUGUUCAGUGUGGAAAGAGUUUCACUCAAAAAAAUGUUCUUAAGAACCACAUGAGAAUUCACACUGGAGAAAAGCCGUAUGCAUGUGUUCAGUGUGGAAAGAGUUUCGCAAACAAAACUCAUCUAGAUGUCCACAUGAGAACUCACACUGGAGAGUGGCCAUACUCGUGUCUUCUGUGUGAAAAGAGUUUUGCAAAAAAAAGUGUUCUUGAGAAGCACAUGAGAGUUCAUGCUGAAGAGCGCUCAUAACAAUGGCUCCGCAUUAACCAAUCAGUAAUUAAAAUUCGCGCCGCAUUAACCAAUUUAUUAACCAAUCAGGAUCCUGCUCUAGUAGUGACGUGAAUAUGGCGUAGCGAGUGGAGGCAGAAAUCUGAAACAACAAUGGAGGACAAAAUCAUCGUCGCUGUAUGUGGAUACCCGGAGCUGUACGAUACAUCUUCUUGCUUUUAUUGAAACAGGAAUAAAAAGGAUCUUGCUUGGAAGAAAGUGAGUGAGGAGGUCGGACAAUCUGGAAAGUCUCAAAAUCCAUGUCAGUUAUGUCGCAACGAGACUGGAGCCGCCUGCCAGAAGCCCCUCCCAUGAUGCGAAUUUGCGUCUGUUGUGAAGUGAAUAGGCUUGUUCGACUUGAUGCAGCCACAAGAUCCGACAGGCGGAUGACAUCAAAGUACCGCGAGAGCCAUUUGAAAAAACAUAAAAUGUUUGGUUUCGUAUCGCUCGCAUGGUACUUUGAUGUCAUCCGCCUGUCGGAUCUUGCGGCACCGCAUCAAGUCGAACAAGCCUAAUUUCACACGCCAAUGAAGCGAGUAAUCGCAUCUGGUGUGAACGCCCAGUCAGUGUUUGAGAUUGUCUUUACAGAUGUGAUGUGAGUCUUUAAUGUUCUGUUCACAAUCAGCUCACAGCUGAAAUACUGUCUGUGUUCUGUUCCUGUGUCACUUCUGAAAACCAUAUAAGGACUUUUGGAUGUAACGUUUGUGUGCCGUCCGGUUUUUUUUCCGUCUCUCUUUUCUCAGACACCACCAUUGGUCAGCAAUAUUUGUUAUGUUGACUGUAUUUUUUAUGUUUAGAGACUGUUAGAUUUAAUUUCCGCAUAAAUAAAUACAAGCCCACAAAAUAAAGAAUUGUGAAGUUGUUAAGCUCACUAUACAUUGCUGGGUAUUCAUGGGAGGAGGGGAUUCCUUCUAAGCUAAACAUUCUUUGUCUGACAUGCUAUACCUUAUUUGGUCAUUCUGUGAACCCCUGGACAUAUGAAACCUGCCAGAUGUCUUUUGGCACCGUAUAUAAAGACUUGUAGUUUCUAAAAUAAAUGAGUUCAAAAGCUUGAUGCCUCUCUGUGUCUUGUUUUUGUGCUCCCAGAUCUGCAGAAGAAUUCUCUCACAACAUCCAACCUAUUUCCAAUUUGAUUUUACUGGUGAUCCAAAACACAGAAAGAAACUUGGUGUUCGAAAGGAACUUGAAAUUUAUAGAGAGUAAGGCCAUGUGCGUUCCCUUCUCUCCUCCUCUUCCCUAGUGUUUCAUUUGUGUUUUGAACUUGCUAAUAAUUACCUUAUAGUGUAAAUAUCCUACAAACAUUAUUCUCUGAUUUAACCUCGCUGAAAAUAAACCUGUUGUUUUGCAUUGCACUGGUUCCUUGUUUUAAAGCCUGACACGUUUAAGGAUCAUUUUUAUAAACUAUGUUACAUGUCAAAUAUCCCUUGAAACAUCUUGCAAGUUACAUUAGAUUUUCACAUUUUGAUUGGUAUUCUUUUUAUUUGACUUGAUAUUGCAAUUUAACUCGAUGAGAAAGAUUAUUAAAACUAAACUUUGUUCAUAGGUUAAAGGGAUAGUUCAUCCAAAAGUGAAAAUU